Molecule: messenger RNA, 1613 nt
Organism: Humulus lupulus (European hop)
Lineage: Eukaryota; Viridiplantae; Streptophyta; Magnoliopsida; Rosales; Cannabaceae
Exons: 8
Coding region: 219-908 (229 amino acids)
Biological process (GO): DNA repair
Cellular component (GO): cytoplasm; nucleolus
Molecular function (GO): RNA endonuclease activity producing 5'-phosphomonoesters, hydrolytic mechanism; single-stranded RNA binding
Source: RefSeq, a predicted model, not a curated record
CCAAUAUUAAGGGUGUCAAAGGUUGAGGCGGUGGAAGACCGUACACCCACCCGACGACGAAUAACGCACCCGAAGCUGGGGAAGACCAUCACCACCGACCUAUUCAAUGGAGGAACACGGAAAUUGGAAAGAAAUUUUUGUUUAUUUUAUUUUUCAGAGCUCAGGAUUCUCUUAAGAACAAACUAACUGCAGAAGAUGAUUUCUCCUGGAAAAUACCCAUGUCCAGACCCAGAAGAAGAUUAAGCAUGGAGGAGGAAGAAGAAGAAGAAGGUGGGGAGGUUUUGGAGUAUGUGGGUGGGGUUGAUAUAAGCUUUUCUAAGAAGGAUUCAUCUGUAGCUUGUGGUGUCCUUGUAGUUUUAGACCUCCAUAGCCUUGAAGUAGUCUAUCAAGACUUCUCAGUUGUUACCCUCCAUGUGCCUUACGUUCCUGGCUUCCUUGCUUUCAGAGAGGCCCCAGUGCUCCUCCAGCUUUUGGAAAAAAUGAAAAACAAAGCAAAUCCUUUCUACCCACAGUUGCUAAUGGUAGAUGGAAAUGGAGUAUUACAUCCUCGAGGUUUUGGCUUAGCUUGUCAUUUAGGCGUUGUGGCUAAUAUUCCUACUAUUGGCGUGGGAAAGAAUCUUCAUCACGUGGAUGGUCUUACACUUUCUGGAGUGAAGGAACUUCUUAAUGCAACCAAAAAUAAUGGCAGAGAUUUUGCUAGUUUGAUAGGACACUCUGGACGCACAUGGGGAGUGGCAAUAAGAUCGACAGGAGACGGGUUGAAGCCUAUAUUUAUAUCAAUUGGUCACCGUAUAUCACUCGACACUGCCAUCCAAAUCGUUAAAAUGACUUGCAAGUAUCGAGUGCCAGAGCCUAUCCGCCAGGCUGAUAUAAGAUCAAGAGACUAUCUUCUAAAACAUCAGUUAUGAGUUGUUCCUUCCUGGAUGAUGAAAUUCCAUGAGCCUGGUAGUGUUAGUGGUAGUGUUAGUGCCUGAAUUCGACGAUGCAGCUUAAUCGUCGAUUAAAAUUUUGCAAGAGGAGACAGCUUUAGAAGAUUAUGAUGUUCUUGCUCUUUGGAGACAACAGUUUGUGAAUGCACUUGUGCAGAGGCGAGAAGCCUGGAGGCAGGGACGGAGCCAGCCCCAAAAGGUGGGAGGGGCCAAAAUGAAGAAAAAACUAUUGGGACGGGGCAAAACAAUAUUUUUAAAAGAAAUUAAAAAAAAUCAAUAAAAAAAAAAAGAAGAGAAAAAUGUGAGGGGUCAGGCCCCUUUUGGCUUGUGCUUGGGACCGUCCCUACUUGGAGGCUAGGCUAGUUCUUUAGUAGUCUCGGCGGCAGUAUUUCGUCUUGGCUCAAAUAAUUCACCUUUUUGUUAAGCAAUAAGCCCCUUUUACGGGCAUGAGUAAUGAUAUGUGCACCUAAAAAUAUGUACCUAAACAUUAUAUACAUUGACGUGACAGACUGAUUUAUCUAAUUAUAUUUAUUAAAAUUGGGACUUACUAUUUUAAAAAAUACUGUUACGUCACUAUGUGUAAUAUUUGGGUGCACAUAUUAUUACUCUUUAGAGUAUUUAUUUAAGUUUUAUAUCAUAAAAUGUGUGUACCUAAUUUUUAAAUUAAAGUACCCUUUAUAUUCC